Molecule: messenger RNA, 426 nt
Organism: Eucalyptus grandis
Lineage: Eukaryota; Viridiplantae; Streptophyta; Magnoliopsida; Myrtales; Myrtaceae
Exons: 2
Coding region: 1-426 (141 amino acids)
Source: RefSeq, a predicted model, not a curated record
AUGGUUGGUCAUUUAGUAAUGACUGCAGUGAUGGAUUUUUUCACCUCUGGAAAACUCUUAAGGGAGAUUAACAAUACCAUCUUGGUGAGGGUUCCUAAAGUGCUCAAUGCCACUUCUGUGGAGGAUUAUAGGCCUAUCGCCUGCUGCAACACUAUUUACAAGUGUAUUACAAAGGUGCUAGCUAAUCAGGAGCUAUUCUCUAACUUCAACCUUGAGCCUUAUCUCCCUAAAUGUGCGAAAAAUGUGGACUUCAAGAAAGCCUAUAAUACUGUGGAUUGGGACUUCCUCGAAAGUGUGUUGCUGGCCUUUGGCUUCCCUCAAUCUGUGACUCGACUUAUUAUGACUUGUGUACGUACACCUAAAUUUUCAAUUGCUUUGAAUGGAGAGCUCCACGGGUUCUUUGCGAGCGGUCAAGGUCUCCGCUAA